Molecule: messenger RNA, 831 nt
Organism: Arxiozyma heterogenica
Lineage: Eukaryota; Fungi; Ascomycota; Saccharomycetes; Saccharomycetales; Saccharomycetaceae
Gene: TIF35
Product: translation initiation factor eIF3 core subunit g
Exons: 1
Coding region: 1-831 (276 amino acids)
Cellular component (GO): eukaryotic translation initiation factor 3 complex; cytoplasm
Molecular function (GO): RNA binding; translation initiation factor activity
Source: RefSeq, a predicted model, not a curated record
AUGUCACAAGUAGUAGCUCCAGAGAUUAUUGAAAACCCAGAUGGUUCAAAAUCUGUGAUUACAUAUAAAGAAGAAAAUGGUGAGAAAUUUAAAAUCAUUCAAAAAAUUAGAGAAGUCAAAGUUACUGAAAAAGUCCAUAAAUCUGUUGCUGAAAGAAUGAAGUGGCAUAAAUAUGGUCUAGAAAAAAACUCACCACCAGGUCCCAAUGAUUCUACCACUCAACUAGGUGAAGAAGUAGAACUAAGAUUAAGCAGAAAUUGGAAACAAGUUGAAUUUGAAAGAACACAGAAGACAAAAGUUGCUUCUGCUAAGACACUUACUUGUAGAUUAUGUGGUAAUGAUCAUUACACUAUGAGUUGUCCAUUCAAGAAGAUCUUGAAUGAAAUAUCUGCUUUAGAAGAUCCAGCUUCAGCAGGUACUGUCACUGAAGAAGAUGCUGCUGAAUUAAAGACUGCUGAAAGUGCUGAUAAUAGUAAGGCUUCCGGUAGUCGUUCAUAUGUUCCACCAUCGUUACGUGCUGGGUCCAGAGAUCCAUCUUCUAAUGCAUACAGAGAUGCUAGAGAACGUGAUGACAUGUGUACAUUGAAGAUCAUGCAAUUGAAUGAAAAUGCUGAUGAAAAUACCUUAAGAGAAGAGUUAUUAUUUCCAUUUGCACCAAUUCCAAAAGUUGUUGUUGUUAGAAAUAAAGAAACUGGUAGAUCUAGAGGUUUUGCGUUUGUUACUUUCUCUAGUGAGGAAAUGGCUGAAAAGGCUUUACAUUUCUUGGAUGGUAGAGGUUUUAUGAAUUUAAUUUUGAAAGUUGACUGGUCUAAACCAAAGCCACCAAAAUAA